AUGCUUGACAUUCUUGUUAACUCCCUGUACACGAACCGCCAAGUCUUCCUACGCGAGCUCAUUUCAAAUGGCAGCGAUGCCUUAAGCAAGAUUCGCAUGAUGUAUCUGAAGUCCCGUAAGGAGCCGGUGAACGCGACAGGCCACGAACCUACGAUGGAUAUCCGCAUCCACUUUAACGAGGAAAAGAAACAGCUCAUCAUCCAAGACGGCGGCGUGGGCAUGACGAAGGAAGAACUCGAUAAAAACCUCGGCUCUCUCGGCUCCUCAGGCACCAGGGGUUUUCUGGAAAGGCUUCAGAAUGCGAGCAAAGAAGGUUCCAACAAUCUAAUCGGGCAAUUCGGUGUUGGCUUCUACUCUGUCUUCCUCGUUGGCGACCGGGUAAGUGUGGCCUCCAAGAGCGACGAUAGCGAGACGCAGUACGUAUGGGAGUCGUCGGGGGAUGGAAAGUACUUUCUCUAUGAAGAUCCCCGCGGUAACACAUUGGGCAGAGGCACUGAAAUCACCAUCGAUCUCAAACCCGACGCCGUGGAGUUCCUGAAGCCGGAUCUCGUGAAGCGCGUGAUCCAGCAGUACAGUGAGUUUAUCGACUUCCCGAUCUACUUGGCUGAGGAGGUUGAGGUGGAGAAGAGUUCUCCAACGAACGCAACCGAGGAUGGCGAAAACGCAACCACGGAGGAUAGCAAAAACGCAACCGCUGAGAGCGGCGAUGAAAAGUCGGUGGAGAAAGUUCGUGAAGUUCAAUGGACACUGGUAAGCACUAGCAAGCCCAUCUGGACCCGUUCGCCCGGCGAUGUAACGGAUGAAGAGUAUGACCAAUUCUAUCAAUCAACCUUCAAAGAUUACAAGUUUCCCAUGUACUACUCCCACUUCAAAGCCGAGGGAGAGGUCGACUUCGAUUCCAUCCUUUUUAUCCCACACGAGGGCGACGUCUCAUCACUCAUGGAGGAUGUCGAAUUGAACAAUAUCAAGCUCUACAUUCGCCGCGUCUUUAUCACGGACGAGUUCCGUGAUCUAAUACCACGCUACCUCGGCUUUGUGAAGGGAAUUGUGGACAGCAAUGACCUCCCCCUCAACGUAUCGCGAGAGAAUUUACAGGAAAACCGUAUCCUGCGCGUCAUCAAGAAGAAGCUCGUGCGUAAAAUCUUUUCGAUGAUCUCCGAGAUUGCUGCGCAUGAAGAAAACUUCAAGAAGUAUGCGAACACAACGGACGCGGACAAGGCCGAAGGCCCCGACCGUCGUGGUACGAAGAAGUUGGUGAAACCGAUGUACACGCACUUCUGGGAGCAGUUCGGAGUUAACAUUCGAUUGGGAAUUAUCCACGAUUCUGUUAACCGAGGACGCCUCAGCAAGCUCUUGCGAUUCAAGACUUCUCAGAGCGAGGAUGAAUACAUCAGUCUACAGACUUAUGUUGAUCGUAUGAAGGAAAACCAGAAGGGCAUUUACUAUCUAACAGGUGAUUCUAUUGAGAGGAUUAAGCAAUCCCCAGUGCUGUCGGACGCCCUGGAUCGCGGAUUCGAAGUGCUGUACAUGACGGAGGCCAUUGAUGAGUAUUUUAUCCGAUACCUGCCCGAUUUCGCCGGUAAGAAGCUCCUGAAUCUUGUCCACAAUGAGGUCCAGAUGGACGACCUUGAUGAGGUUCGCCGGGCAGUUGACAAGAAACGCGCGGAGAUGUACAACGACUUUUUAAUGUAUCUAACGAAGCUCCUCGAGCCUGGUGAGGUGAGCAAAGUAACCUUGACUCAUCGCCACACCACGGAAGCCUUUAUUGUAUCUUCCAACCAGCAUCACAUAACAGCGCGCAUGGCAAAUAUCAUGCGCAACCAAGCUGCCGGAAUGGAGACCACCCCUCCUAAGGUGAAGCGUAUUGUUGAAGUAAACCACCGCCACCCACUCGUGAACGACCUUUAUCAGCGAUUUACCGUCGAUAAGGAUGAUGAAUUGGCUAAGGAUAUCGCAUGGGUUCUGUACGAUACUGCCAGUAUGCGAGCUGAGUUCCCGAUAUUGAACAUUUCUAUGUACGCAAAACGUGUUGAUCGCCUUCUACGCAAUGGCGCCGACAUCAGUCUAAACGAGGAACUGCUUCCAGAGGAUGACGACAAGUAUUUGGGAAUUAUCGAAGAGGAAAAGGCGGCGGCGGUGUCUGUGAAGGAAAAUGAAACCCAGAAAAGCACGGAGGAGGUGGACGAUAAACCAGUCACUACGGAAAAGGAUUUGAAGGAAAGCCCUGAGACCAACGACGAUUUAUAA
Messenger RNA from Phytomonas sp. EM1, 2247 nucleotides. Lineage: Eukaryota; Euglenozoa; Kinetoplastea; Trypanosomatida; Trypanosomatidae. The record is from the annotation of a GenBank genome assembly.